CCAACACACCCUCCUCUCCAUACAAAUGAGAAAGAGAAACAUAAAAACAAAAGGUGGUAGAUGCAUGAGCCACAAACUUAAUACAUAAUCUCUUCUUUCUCUCUCUAUCUCCUCUCUUUUUUACUCACCACCUUUCCUUCCUAAAUUCCUAAAUCCCUUUGCACUUUGCUCACCAACCACCUUUUGCGAUUCCCUCCGCUUCCACGCUCCCUCAGCUGCCGCCUUCCCUGCCUCUUCAGUGUUAUUCCUUUUGUGAUCCAGGGAGCUAUGUGAUACAUGAAAGAAGUUGAAAAGUAGGCCAUUGUACAUUAAUUGGAAAUUUGAGUCAAAAUAUGGUGAGCUUACGAAGGCGCAAGCUUUUGGGGCUAUGCUCUGGGAGAAGUUCAUUCAUAGCUCCACUUCCUAGGGUUUUCAAUGGAACUGCUCCUGCAAAUCCUACCCAGACCAACAAUCCUGUCAGAGUGCAUCCAGUACCUUCAGAUGAUGUAAACCAGCCAAUGGGGAAUAAAGUACGAUCUGGAUCAUCAAAUGAAACUGGUUCAAGCUCAUCCAAAGAGCAGCCCAUUCAACCAGUUGCAGGGCCACCAAUAAAACGCAGAAAGCGACACAGGAGAAAGCUUUUUCAAAACCAAGAACCAUGUCUGAUGAGAGGUGUCUAUUACAAGAAUAUGAAAUGGCAGGCAGCAAUUAAAGUUGAUAAGAAACAAAUUCACCUUGGAACUGUUGGUUCACAAGAAGAGGCUGCCCGUUUGUAUGACAGGGCUGCUUUCAUGUGUGGGAGGGAACCCAAUUUCGAGCUUUCUGAGGAGGAGAAGCAAGAACUCAGGAAAUUCAAGUGGGAAGAAUUCUUGGCAAUAACUCGUCAUGCGAUUACUAGUAAAAAACAUAAGCGAAGGCUUGGGACGGGGUCGCAGAGGAGGUCGGAGUCUCCAAUGAAUAACAGUGAAUGGGAUGGCAAGAAAGAGGCCAAUGACCUUUCAGCUUCAGAAGAUGUGGAGCCAGACACAUCAGCCUCUUGAAAAUUAUGAACAAGGAUGAAAUCAUAUUCCAGUUCUAACAGUGAAGUUGUAGCCGAUAGGGCUCCAUUUUUGGUUCACAAGUAUUAGGUUAAUAAUGGUAGAUUUCAUUGUCUCCUCAGAAGCAAUUCCUUAUGACUUCUGCACUAUAAAUAGUUACAUACUGGAUGUAGAUUAGUUAUAAAUUACCAUUAUAUUUAAGCCA
Juglans microcarpa x Juglans regia is the source of this 1221-nucleotide messenger RNA. RefSeq names its product ethylene-responsive transcription factor-like protein At4g13040. NCBI's taxonomy places the organism in Eukaryota, Viridiplantae, Streptophyta, Magnoliopsida, Fagales, Juglandaceae. Gene Ontology annotation, biological process: regulation of DNA-templated transcription. The transcript has 7 exons. The record is from RefSeq and is a predicted model, not a curated record. Bases 333 to 1019 code for a protein of 228 amino acids. Gene Ontology annotation, molecular function: DNA-binding transcription factor activity; DNA binding.